AUGGAAGAAGAAAGCCAUCGUAUAAUUAAUCCAUACAUCAAAAGCGACGAAGAAGAAUUCACGACGACGACGAAAAACAACCGCCGCGGAAAAGGCGGCGGCAGCAGCAAAUGCUUAGUUUACAUACUCGUCGCCGUCGUCUUGCAGAGCGUAGCCUUCUUAGUGUUCGGCCUCGUCGCCCUCCGAAUCAGCAACCCUUCCCUCCGCCUAUCCAGCGCCGCCGUGGCAGUUCUCCGCCACGAUUCGGCGUCGCUGAACAUGACCGUGGUUGCCGGAAUCCGCCUCAGAAACCCCAACUUCGGCGACUUCGAGUUCAACGGCGGAAGCGCGUCCCUGCUGUACGGGGAGGCGACUGUCGGGGUGGCGAGUAUAUACGGCGGGCGAGUCGGCAGAAGAGAUAAGAAAGAAAUUAACGUGACGAUGGAGGUCAUCGGCGGCGGCGGCGGCGGUGAGUUGGUGAAGCUGAGGAGCAUGGCGGAAUUGAGAGGUGAAGUUCGGGUGGUGAAGAUAGUGAAACGACGUCGGAUUGCGUUUAUGAAUUGUACUAUGGAUUUGAAUUUGACUAGUCAAGCUUUCCAGGAUUUAUCUUGCCAAUGA
Erythranthe guttata (spotted monkey flower) is the source of this 597-nucleotide messenger RNA. Its product is annotated as late embryogenesis abundant protein At1g64065. The record is from RefSeq and is a predicted model, not a curated record. Lineage: Eukaryota; Viridiplantae; Streptophyta; Magnoliopsida; Lamiales; Phrymaceae.